Messenger RNA from Penicillium chermesinum, 2367 nucleotides. RefSeq lists its product as uncharacterized. Lineage: Eukaryota; Fungi; Ascomycota; Eurotiomycetes; Eurotiales; Aspergillaceae. The record is from RefSeq and is a predicted model, not a curated record. The transcript has 2 exons. Bases 1 to 2367 code for a protein of 788 amino acids. Gene Ontology annotation, molecular function: protein binding.
AUGACGGAAAGGCUGUUUUCUUGUGCUCUAUUGUCAGAUGAUAUCAAGCCUGUGGAGAUGAUGCUGAAAGCCGGAAUGGACCCUAAUAGACCGGUCAAUACUGGCUUUGGGGAAGCUGGCACCCCUUUAGAAAUCGCAGCACAGGAAGAGAACGUAGAGCUUCUCGAGCUCCUAAUUUCCUUCGGUGCGGAUGUGAACCUCUCUGUUGAUAGUGAGACACCGCCACUCUAUCACGCAAUUCUCGGCAUCUGUGAUACCGCGCCGGUGUUAUUAUCCCACGGGGCUAUCCCAACGUUUUCUUGCGUGCAUGAGCUCCGCUUGUGGAACUCAAAUCGACAUUCGGGCAAGGAAGUUAUACUUGCCACUCCUGACGUUAACAUAAGAGCACCUCCAGAACUCGGAUAUAGGUACGAUGCGCUGCUUCCACUGGCUGUGGUUCGCGGGUCUUCUGAAGUGGUUGAGCUUCUUUUAGCCAAAGGAGCAACAGUCAAUGGUGAUGAGUUGUUCGAAGUGCAUAGCGACGAUUGCCCCCCGCCCAGUUCUCUGUUGCCAGGUGAAUGCAGACGAAUUUUCACUACAUUAUUGGGCCUUGUUUCUACCCGUCUGUUGAGACGUAAGUCCGACCUCUCACAGUCCACCCUGGAGACUCUCAAUCAUAUGAAUCCUGGACCAAAUCCCACAGGUUACAUGUCUCCUUUGACACUCGCUCAUGGGGCUAUGCUUGAAAGAAAUACCUUCACAUUCGAUGGAGAACUUAAAACUUCUCCUUUGAUGAAAGCUAUACAGAGCGAAUCUGUAGAUAUACUUGAGCUUCUGAUUCUUUCGGGCGCAAGAUUCGAUGACAGAUACACCCAAACCCCAGACACUCUUCUCGGAGCGGCUCUUGAGACUGGCAAUAUGGUCAUGUUUGACUACCUACUGGCCCACGGAGCUGUCAACAUGCCGCUCAAGAUGAACAAAAUACCCAGUUUACGGGUAGCGGUAUAUAUGCAGCAAAACGGGAUUUUGCAAAGCGUUUUACAGUCAUCUGGCCCUCGUAUACUCACUGCUGUCCUUGACUCGAAAAGGGACGUGGAUAUUCAAUUGUUUCUCCACCUACUUCAAGUGUACAGGGGCCUUGGCCAUUAUGGAACUCACAGCUUUAGUAAAUCCAUAUCAGGGCUGCUGGAAGUUGUCAUCGGAAAAGACCAAAACGAGCUACUAUGCGCCCUCUUGGAGAUUGGAGCUUUAGUUACUGAAGAGGCUGUCAUUGUGGCGCUGGAGAAGAGACCACAUGAUCUUGAAACUGCUCGACUCUUGCUAUCCAGGUUUUGGGGCUACGCACCCUCCGCCGUUGGAAACACCAUCGCUCUCUUUCACCAAUGGUACGGAAAAGAUCGCUAUGGGAAACAGGGACUUGAGCAGCUUUAUAGUAUUCUAGCCGUGUUUCGGUCAAAUGGCAUUAGCCCUAGGGGAGUUCCGCUCAAGCUAGGAACAGAACGGUGUUUCUCUCCCCGCGCAUUCAAGUUCAUUUCAGUCCUGGACUUAGCCGCGUACUUCAGAGACACGAGGCUGCUCAAAAUUUUGAUUGAAUGGGCGCCCUGGGAUUCGGACGAAGUUGGACAUGCUUUGGUAUAUGCAAUUCAACGUGAGGACUUUGGUUUCGAAACGACCCGAUUCUUGAUGAACCUGUCUCCAAGACUGGACAUAGAAGCUUAUAAUUAUUCGCAUAGGGCCACAUCAUUGCAGGCUGCUGUGACCAAUCAGCUAUUACCAGUUGUCCGAGAUUUGGCACCGCUAGUUGAUGUCAACUACUUGGGUGAGGGUGGACGUCGACGAACGCCCUUGCAGUUAGCUGUGGAGAAAGGUAACCUGGAAAUCAUUGACAUCCUCUUGGAGCAUGGGGCGAGGAUUGACGGAGCUCCUGCUGAAACUGGCGGGGCUACUGCCUUACAGCUCGCCGCCAUCAAGGGCUUCUUCGGAAUUGCCCGAAAGUUGAUCGAUCUCGGUGCCGAUGUCAACGAGCCUGCAGCAAAAUACGAAGGACGAACUGCCCUCCAGGGGGCUGCAGAAUAUGGUCGAAUAGACAUGUUGAAAAUGCUGUUCGACGAAGGAGUUGUGAUCUCUGGCAAAGGGGCUGAACAGUAUAAAGAAGCAAUCCGACUUGCUGAGAAGAAUGCGCAUUGGGCUGCUGCCAAACUCCUGAGGUCUUUCAGCAGGAGGAGUCUUGAAAGUGACUCAGAACGGAGGAAUGAAGAGUGGUCUGUUGAUCUAGAUUGUAUUUUCGCUCAAAAGUUGAAUUUUUCUCUUUCCGGCUUUAGAAUUAAUUAUAAAGAGGCUCUCUAUUACAGUAGUUAUGGUCCCCGGAAUUACAUGUUCAAGUUGUAG